This is a messenger RNA of Naegleria fowleri, 1692 nucleotides long. RefSeq lists its product as uncharacterized. The coding region runs from base 1 to 1692 and encodes 563 amino acids. NCBI's taxonomy places the organism in Eukaryota, Heterolobosea, Eutetramitea, Acrasida, Naegleriidae. The record is from RefSeq and is a predicted model, not a curated record. The transcript has a single exon.
AUGAAGAGGAAAGUAGUGCAUGCCACCUCUGUAGACGAAACAUCUUCCGAUGAGGAUGAAACAAGAACAACACCUUCAUCACAAAAAAAGAAAAAGAUUGAAGAUGAUGAACUCUCUUCCUCUGAUGAGAAGGAAUCAACACCAAGUAAAAAACGUCAUAGUACAGCUCCUGCUUUUGGCAAUGCUCUUAACGCUAUAUUGGACGACCAUCUCAUUCUAGACAAAUAUCGCUCUUCCAACAAGUCUGUUGGUAUUAAGUUUAAAGCAUUGUUGAGGAGUUUGGCUCAUAUGGAAAUUGUUGAAAAAUAUUUUAUUUUCAACAAUUUACAUGAUAUUACAUACCAAAACCUUAGAGAGGAAGAUUGCAUCGCUUUAUUAAGCCUGGGAUUUACAGAAAUUAAUAAUAAUGAGAUUCAAGAACUAAUGAAGUACCUUAAAUCUAAUCCAAAGCCCCCAAAUUUGACAUCCAAGUACAAACAUUUCGAAUUUGAAAAUGAAACGACACGAUAUCAUUGGCAACUAAGUUUUCAAACUUGGGUUACAUUUUGGCAUGAUAUGAUCGAAUGCUUUUCAACUGAAAACACUGCUAAUAUCGUUCCCUCUAAUGUCAAUGACACAGCUGAUGAAAUAGACAGCCAAUCAAACAUGUAUGUCAAAGUUAUUAAUGUUGUAAGGAAAAAAAUUAGACAUUUACCUGGAAAGAAUAUUGGAAGAACAGAAAUAUCCAGCAUUUAUUCUCACCUCUGUAACACCAUAGGCCAUUUGGAUGAGGCUAACAUUCAAAAACUUGAAGGCAUACAUCUCAUUAACGAAAAAUCACUCUAUGCUAAUUUCUUUUUCCACUUUAUGCAAAACGAAUCAGAGAAAAGAGCGGCAUUUAGCGAAAUUUUGAAAAAUGUACCAAAAAGAAAGCUAGCAAAGAAAGACAAGGCCAUGUCUUUUACUAUACCAAUCACUACAAAGACAACAUUUGGUGAGAUACCUUUUCACAUACUUGAAAUUAAUGCUGCAAUCGUAUUUUUCAACAAAUAUGUUAAACCCUAUGGUAAUUCUCUUACAAAGACCUUGAGAGGUCCCUCCAUCCAUUCUAUUCAACCUGUAACAUAUGAGAUAGCUACUGAACAACCAACCACUACAACGACAACUACAGUCAGUAAUGUUUCAACAUCAAACGAAAGUCUAAACAGUACAAUCGUCGAUCAGAAAAGUGCAACAACAACCUCCACUGAGCAGAAACCAACAGUACCAACAACUACAGAGACCAAAAUGGAUGCACUCAUGAUUGGAAAGACAUCAAGCUCACAAACUUCUUCGAUCCAGUCUGAAUCUUCACAAAGUACAAACCAGGCAGCAGUCUCAUCACCUCCCCAAAUAUCUGCGUCCGUGGCCUCAACAACGACCUCAAACGUCUCAGAUGUUGACACCACGAAUUGUGUGUCGAUUUUUUAUCGAUGGUGGUCGGCAGAAGUGAAACUAUUUAAACCUGGCUCACAUCAAUCCACACUCCAGCUCCCAAGAAUGCUGCAAUAUUUCAAUCAGCAUCUACAAAAAGCAAUGGGUUUAACAUCACCACUAACAGAAUCAGAAGAACGUUGGCAACUCAUUCUCAAAGCUAUUGAAAAAGGAAAUAUUCCAAGAUUAAGAAUGUUCGACGAGCAAAAGAAGAUGGUCAAGAUUCUGGAUCAAGAGUAA